Ectocarpus siliculosus is the source of this 2634-nucleotide messenger RNA. The record is from the annotation of a GenBank genome assembly. NCBI's taxonomy places the organism in Eukaryota, Phaeophyceae, Ectocarpales, Ectocarpaceae.
AUGCUGUCUUUGAAGAGGUUCAGAUUGAGCGCUUCUCCGGCGACAGGUCUGGUGGGUAUGCAGGAGAACGCAUUCCUCAGUGACUUCUUCGGCUGCGUCGGGUUGCUGCCACUGACUACCCCAAGUCACAUUCGUGGAGUGAUGGUGAAGAUGAUGACCGGCCCAACUGUCCAACAACAGCUGGGCGCUCUGCACGACUCCCUCGAGCAAGGCCAGUUCGGCGCCAUCUUCUCCGAGGAUGGCAUCACCACGGGAAAUCAGCUCUUGACGGGUCCCUCCUGUUGCACAUUUUGGUGUGCAGUUGGUGUUGGGGCUGUUUUGAAGGGAAGCCCUGUUGAAUCGGUUGCGAACUACUCCCGACUGGCGAGAGAUGCACUGGACGCCUACAAAGGCCCCGUGAACGCCGAGGUGGCAAAAGCGUGGGCGAUCCUGGGAUACUUCCACGGUUCCAUGGGAGACAUGGCGAAUUAUGUGGAGUACCUGAAGCUUUCGGGUUCCUUUUUGAUGGAUUCCAUCGAGCAAGGGUCAACUGACAUGCUGCCUGCGGGAUUCGCUGAGAUUAUCCGUCAGAAGGACAACGUCCAGGUGUAUUCUGGACAUUUAGACGCUACGGGUAUCGAGUCGUUGGUCGCUCAGCGUCAAGAUGCUCCUCAGAUCAAGCCAGCGGCAUGCGAAGGGGACCUAUAUCGAUACGUUGCCCAGUCGCUAACGGCGUUCGAGCAAGAUGUCUUCGAGAGAGCUUGCGAGAACACUGCGACGCGCAGACAAUCGAGAGAAAACGAAGCUUGCGAAGACAACAGAAGCGGUGCUAUUCCGCACGACAACGCCCCCCAAGCGGAGGAGGUGUCUGCUAUCAUGGUGGCUGCGCUCAAAGAUGGCCUGAUCGACUUCGAACACCUACAAGAAAUAGCCGAUCGACCGAACAUUCGCACGGGCAUCGGCGGUCUCCUCAUCAACAUGUGUCACCUUGCACAAUGCGUCCUCGGGGCCCUAGCAGCGAUUGACGACUCCAGAGCUCGGGGGCUGUAUGCUCGGUUGCGGGAGGUCUACAAUCCAUCCCGCCCGUCUUACUCUCUGCCAGCGCCACCUUUGGAGGAGUGGCGUGGGAUAUCUGCAUUCUGCGAUGAUUUCCAGUGCAGGAUAUACGAGUGUAUCAUCACGAGUCAAGCAUUGACUGUUUUCUCCACCCCGCCCCUCUGGGCUAGCGACUGCGCCGGUUCACAAAGGACUCAGCGCACGGAAGAUAAUCUGCAGGCUGUCGAUAAGGAAGAAGACCGUGGCAGCAUCGUGUCGGCCGGUGUCACUCCCGGGGAUGCUACCGGCUCGAUGUCUGCCUCAUGCAGCAACGCAGACAAACCUAUGGCAUGCACUAGCUCGUGUGAAUCGCACCAAGGGCCUGCGCCAGAAGUGUGUCCACCUGUCGGACCGAGCUUGUCUCCUUCGGAUCUCCACUUCGAUUCGGUCAGGGGAGGCACAAGGCUAGCUCUUCUGGCUGCUGCUGCGUGCUCGGCAUCGACACUCAGUGUGGAUUGAUGUUGCGAACCUUCGUAAACACAGAGACCAGAGUGGUCUAUACUGGUUCUAUCCUGCAAUGUGUGGUUUGCGCCAGUUGCAGCGCCCAGCCUCUCGGCUGAUGUGCGUUGGGUCUCCGAACUGGUUGGUUCGAAUGCGGUGGGCACAGAAAGCGGCGUAAUUGCAAACUUAGUCAAAAAUAGACAAGACACCAAGUAGGCGCCGAGUUAAAUGGAGACAUCUGAUUGGCGGACGCCAAGUUAAAUCUGUCCCGGUGGCUUUUUUGCCGCCGAUGGAUGGUGACGACAAGGAUCCGGCGCUUCGAUGUUCACGUCUUUCUUUUUCUUGUACCAACCGCUUGAUGCGGGUGGUGUGCAUUGCUCUUGGACGUUCGUACGACGUGCCUGUGAGCUCCUGUUUAGCAUGUUGGUAUGUAGAACAACAGUCUACAGUAGUGGAAAAUUGUCGAGCUACGGCGGCCUUGGUUCUGCUAACCGGUAUUCAGUGACGCUCACGCAGCCACGGCAAGGGUGGUACACUGAAGCACAAGAAUACCGCCUGUCUCUACUCAAGUUUCACAUGCAUGCAUACAUUUUUUCCUGGGAUACCCUUUCGUUAUUUGUUUCCGGUAUGUCGUUGUCUUCUGGUGUUUUGUUUCCUUUUUGGCCGGGGUUGAUCACAUCUCACGGUUACUGUAGGCUUUCGCUUCUUGUGCUACAGACUGGUUUUUCUAGACUGCGGGCCCGUAGUACCGGAUGCUACAAUCGAAGAAUUAUCGUCUCCAUCAAUUUUAUGGGUUUCGUUCUAGAAAGUUACGGUGUACCCUUCUUUGUGUCGUUGGCUGGUGAUCACGGAAGGCGUCCGUGUCAGCUGGACCAGUACGGGUAUCAGAAAGUACUUAGCGGAGACCGGAAAGGAGACAACAAGAACUAAAACUGCAGACUUGUAGAAAAAAAGUAGGCAGCAUCAUAGGCGGUCCCGAUAGCUGUGCCCCCCUACACGUGAGAAUCUGUGGCAAUGAGUGCACUGGAAAAAUGUCUGUCCACCAGAAGUGUCCCAGGCACGGUAGGGGCGCGUGAGGAUAGUUUGAAGGUCCUAGCUUACGAUGACAGCAUUGAGUAU